Molecule: messenger RNA, 1221 nt
Organism: Brugia malayi
Lineage: Eukaryota; Metazoa; Nematoda; Chromadorea; Rhabditida; Onchocercidae
Gene: Bma-algn-2
Product: alpha-1,3-mannosyltransferase, putative
Exons: 6
Coding region: 1-1221 (406 amino acids)
Molecular function (GO): GDP-Man:Man(1)GlcNAc(2)-PP-Dol alpha-1,3-mannosyltransferase activity; alpha-1,3-mannosyltransferase activity
Source: RefSeq, a predicted model, not a curated record
AUGUUUAUAACGAUAAUUCAUCCGGAUUUGGGUAUCGGAGGAGCGGAAAGAUUGGUUGUGGAUGCAGCGAUUGCAAUGAAGCAAAAUGGUCAUCGAGUACAAUUUGUGACAAAUCAUUUCAAUCCGAAGCAUUCAUUUCUGGAAACCAAAGAAUUUGGUAUCAAAGUUGUUGAUGUAUUUCCACGAUCAAUUUUUGGAUUUGGACAUGCUUUAUGUGCUUAUAUUAGGAUGUGUAUUGCCGCUCUAUAUAUUUGCAUAUUUUUAAAAAGAACAGAACUUGUCUUUUCUGAUUCUAUCUCUUCAUGUUUGUUGAUUUUUCGGAUAUUUCGAUUACUUGGUUUAUUCAAUGCACCGGUUAUUUUCUAUUGUCAUUUUCCCGAUCAACUAUUAACAACGAGGGAAAGUAUGAUGAAGAAAUUCUACCGUGUUUUUGUUGAUUGGUUUGAAACGUGGACAACAGCAAUGGCAGAUUUAAUUUGUGUGAAUAGUGAAUUCACAAGAAAAACUGUGAGUGAAACAUUUCCAUGCAUUCAUGCUCAAAGUAUUCGUGUCCUUUAUCCGACACUGAAUACCAAAUUUUUUGAUAGCGAUGAAAUAACUGAAUUAAAUGAAAUUCCAAAUAAAGCACGGCAUAUUUUCGUAUCAAUCAAUCGGUAUGAAAGGAAAAAGAAUAUUGGCCUUGCAUUGGAAGCCUUUAGUUUACUUCGAGAAAAAAUUCCAGAAGAUGAUUAUCAAGAUUGUUUUCUUGUAAUUGCUGGUGGUUAUGAUACUAUGAAUGAUGAAAACAUUGCACAUUUUGUUGAAUUGCAAAAAAAUGCAAUUGCAUUAGGCUUAUCCAAAGAGCAGUAUAUAUUUCUAAAAUCACCAACUGACAUGGAGAAACUGGAGUUAUUGAGGCGUGCAACAGCAGUACUAUAUACACCAACCAAUGAACAUUUUGGUAUUGUACCAGUGGAAGCAAUGUAUAUGAAAUGUUGUGUAAUUGCAUCAAAUAGUGGUGGACCAUGUGAAACUAUUAUUAAUGAUGAAACAGGAUUUUUGGUAAUGGAAAAUGCAAAUUCAUUUGCAGAAAAGAUGGCAAUUCUUAUCAAAGAUGAACAUAAAGCAAUAGCUAUGGGUAAUGCUGGUCGUAAAAGAGUUGAGAGUGUUUUUGCGAUGGAUAAUUUUGUUGUACAAUUAGAAAGUUUGAUACGUGAAGUUGUAUCUGAUGUUUAUAAAUAG